AUGACUGCGUCCGCUACUCAGAGCCACUUCCAACAUCCACCUACGAGCGAUUGCUACGACCCCGAUGACGUUCUUCCCCGCGACAGCCCACAGAUGCAACCUCACCGCCCUAAACUACAGCCUUCCCCUAGUCCCCCGCCCACUUUCAGCUCUGGUCGAAAAUCAUCUCAAGGUCGUCGCAAGGUUGAGCCUAUUCAAGGCGAUGCAGUACUGGUCGCCCACCUUGGUAACGGCAGACAGCCAGAAAUAGCACACGCUGCCGCUCUUGAACCUCUUGCCUCUGACAACGGAUCUGAGGACGAUUCAUCUUCUCCUGAGUCUCCUGAACGCGACAUGAAUCGCCCACCUGAAUCAUUUGACCUCAAGUUCCUAGCGGCCGGCGCCCUGGCUCGAGCUUUCACCGCUCCUAGCUCAGCCGAAGCUCCAACCUCGGAAGCAGCCACCGCCAUCUCAACAGUCAAGAUCGACCCUUCGCGCACAAGAAACGGUUCGAGAUUGCAACCAGGAACGGUGCUCCCAGGAAUCAGCACUCGGGAAUUACCCAUUCGAGAUGAUCGCCCAACUUUGGCCGCCCCUGCUGUUGUUUAUCCGGCCGGGGACAAGCAUCCUGCGCAUCAACCACCUUUAGCUCUGCACAAAGCUGAAGUUGCGUCUCCGGUCAGCCCGCCUCAAUCUGCCCCUGGCGGACUACCCCCUCUUUUGGACUCGCCAAAGUCAGACGGCAGCGGGCAUGGUCCGUUGCCAUCCAUAAGAUCGCAAUUGGGAGACUUGAAGCAUCUUGCGGAAUCAGCCAUUAGUACGGACAAGGACUUGGGUCCGGUAAGGCACGCUGCUUCAUUCCCUCGAUCGCCUCCUGCUAGUCUACCUCGGCUGCCCUCCUUAGCCGGACUCCCAGGCGGGCAUGGGUCGCCUCCGAUUUCACCAAAUGAGGGGUUCCGAAGAGAGCUACCGUCACCUGCACACUCCAUUGCCGUUGUCAGUCCAUACUAUUAUUCCUCGUCUAGUGGCGGUGGCCCGCAUCGACCAAGUGCCGAUUACAGCAGUGGAACAGCAGAAACCCCCAGCACCGACCAAACUGCAUCAACACCAGCCAAUUCAGUAGCUGAUCGUAUGAGUAUUGACGGGCUCACCAACCCUCAGGCCGGCUACGUCUGCACAUUUACGGGCUGUAACGCGGCGCCUUUCCAGACACAAUAUCUCCUCAACUCUCAUGCUAACGUCCACUCUUCCGCUCGACCGCACUAUUGUUCCGUUAAAGGCUGCCCUCGAAGCGAGGGUGGCAAAGGCUUCAAGCGAAAGAAUGAAAUGAUUCGGCACGGCCUUGUUCAUGACUCACCGGGAUAUGUCUGUCCCUUUUGUCCAGACCGAGAACACAAAUACCCUCGUCCAGACAAUUUGCAAAGACACGUCAGAGUUCAUCACGUGGAUAAAGAUAAAGAUGACCCACUGUUACGGGAGGUCCUCUCUCAGCGACCUGAUGGGCCCAACCGUGGUAGACGGCGAAGGGGAGGACCUUCCUAA
Molecule: messenger RNA, 1521 nt
Organism: Colletotrichum truncatum
Lineage: Eukaryota; Fungi; Ascomycota; Sordariomycetes; Glomerellales; Glomerellaceae
Product: C2H2 type zinc finger domain-containing protein
Biological process (GO): regulation of transcription by RNA polymerase II
Cellular component (GO): nucleus
Source: RefSeq, a predicted model, not a curated record